GCCUCGCGCAAUAAGCGCCCGCGCGAGCACGACCGACGCGGCGGUACGGUAGCGCACGCAGACCGUGCGGGCCGGAUACACCGAAAGUCUCCGACGGCUCGAUCGUGUGCGUGUCUGUUCGUAACGCGGUCCGUAUGUCCGACGGCCGCCCGUGCAAUGAACUCGAGCGCCGCCACAUAAUGACACCCGCAACAUAGCACCGGCCGCAGCGCCACGGGCAUAGUGGCCACCGAGGAUUACGAAGGCGGGAUUCGGGCAUAAAAGUUGAUCGCAUUGUGGCAAAGCCCGAUCGAUGGGGCCGCUGGGCGGUGUCGGAGGCACGAGAACAGGUGUCGUCCAACGACCAGCAGGACGACGUCGGCGGCCGUUCAACCGAAACGCUAGCCCCGCUUCCGCCUUCUGCUCGAACGAAGGACUCGGGACCUCCUUCUCGCUCCGGCCUCCUGCCCAAACCUUCGUCGAGGCAUGAGGCUGACGCCGCCCAACAUCCCGAGAGCGAGCGGUGAAGGCGGCAUCAUGUUGCGACAGGCUUCCCUCACAACGGUUGGCGGCCUCAAGAGCUCCUCCGAUGGAGCGACCAGGGUGGCCAGCUCGCAGCUGCCGGACGGGGAGGCACUGUCCGGCGGAGACAGGGGCAGUAGCGGCCUGGAGGCACAGCACGUGCAGGGGAACCACCUGUCGGAGGCCUUCCUGGCCAUGAACUGCAUGCGCCUCAAAGGACAGCUCUGCGACGUGCAACUCACGGCCGGGGGCCAGCAGCUCAGGGCACACCGCCUGGUGCUGGCAGCGUCCAGCCCCUACUUCCACGCCAUGUUCAACAGUGACAUGUGUGAGAAGAGCAAAGGGGAAGUGGUAUUGCAUGACAUCUCCUUCAUGGCACUGCAACUUCUGGUAGAGUUUGCCUACACAGGCGAAGUCGUCAUUACAGAAGCCAACGUCCAGGGCCUGCUUCCGGCGGCUAGCCUGGUGCAAGUGGGGAGCGUGCGUGAUGCAUGCUGCUCCUUCUUGCUACGUCAGCUGCACCCCUCCAACUGCCUGGGCAUCCGCAGCUUUGCCGACACCCACGCCUGCAGGGACCUCUUGUGCAAGUCGCAUCGCUACGCGCUACACCACUUCAGGGAGGUGGCCCACACAGACGAGUUUCUCAUGCUGCCUCUUUCACAGGUGGAAGACCUCAUCUCUAGCGAUGAACUGAACGUGUCCUCGGAGGAACUGGUUUACGAGGCUACGGUUGCGUGGAUCAAGCACGACCUUUCCGAACGGCAGAAAUACGUAGGAAAGCUUUUGCAGCACUGCCGACUGCCACUAACACGGCGGGACUUCUUGCUCUCCAAGGUGGGGGAGGAGCCUCUGGUGCAGAGCAGCGAAGAGAGCAAGGACCUUCUGAUCGAGGCCAUGCGGUACCAUCUGAUGCCCGAGCGGCGCAGCGCCAUGGCGGGCACGCGCACCAGCCAGAGGAGGCCCGACGGAUUGCGCUCCUACCUCUUCGCCGUCGGAGGGGGCUCGCUGUUUGCGAUCCACAGCGAGUGCGAGUACUACAAUCCCAGGACCGACCGGUGGUGUUCCUUUGCUCCCACGAUUCAUCGUCGGUCUCGUGCAGGCAUCACGGCCCUCAACAGGAUGCUCUACGCCAUCGGAGGAUUCGAUGGGACGCGCGACCUGUCGUCAGUGGAGUGCUACGACCCCGUGCGGAAUGCGUGGUCGCUGCUGCCGGGGCUGGGCAGCCGGCGCAGCUGCCUGGGGGUGGGGUCCCUGCGGGGCCUGGUGUACGUGGCGGGGGGCUACGACGGGGCCUCCUGCCUGAGCAGCGUGGAGCAGUUCGACCCCCUGGUGGGCACCUGGACCUCCCUCGCUGGCAUGGAGUACCGCAGACGCUACUGCAGGCUCGCCGUGCUCGAGGACUGCUUAUACGCUGUGGGAGGUCACGAUGGCGCCAGCUACCAAUCUUCUGUCGAGAGGCUGGACCCAAGGGAGGGCCGCUGGCGGCUGCUGCCGUCGAUGCACAGCCGACGCAACAGCUGCGGGGUGGCCAUCCUGGAGCGGUCCCUGUACGCCGUGGGCGGGAACGAUGGCAGCCUCUGCCUCAACAGCGCCGAGCGCUUCGACCUGGCCGCCAACAUGUGGGACCACGUCAGCUCCAUGCACUCCCGCAGGACGACGCACGAAGUGGUUCAGGCAGACGGCUUCCUCUAUGCGGUGGGUGGCAACGACGGGAGCUCGAGCCUCAACACGGUGGAGCGCUACGACCCACGCCACAACAAGUGGAUGCUCGUCACAGCCAUGAUGCUCCGCCGGAGCAGCGUCGGAGCUGCCGUCCUGGACUGCCCCGUGCUGGAGCGCUCUGCUCAAGAGCGCUCCUACUCAACUAGCACUGCCAGCAGCGAACCCUAACCACUCCACAGCUGCUAGAACCUUUGUUCUGUGACAACUAGACGACAGGACUUUCCUGCAAAUGGUGCUUUCGCAACUCCUCUGCAAAUGGAUGUCAAAUCGUGCAAAUACCCGAUAUUGUUGGAGUGCAUUUUUUUUUAACAUCUUAGCCCCAGAAGAGGGUUGCAGACGGGCAUCUUUGGUGGAUCAAAUAUGACAAACUUUAUGCUAGAGCCUGGCGAUGUUGAGCGCCGCUCGGCACAAGACUAUUUCAGGCACUGCUCAAUUCGAUCCCCAACAGCCUGGCAUAGGCGAGGCGAACCGCUCGCACAUAUGAGCGCGAAGUUCAGAUUCUAAUUUGGUUUAUGAUCAGUAGACUCACCACUGCAGCUGUGCUUGACCAAACCAAUGUGUAGCAGUGAAAGUGUGGUCCCAGGAACAUACCUUACUGCGACUUUCUUUGUUUGCCACAUAUCUUGCAUUGCCUUCGGCGUCGUGGAUACUUUCGAACGGCUGCAGGCAGCAAGAUCUGCUCCGGUGGCAAGUUAUACACUAGGACCAACAGUUUUGCCAGACCUCGCUGAACUCAUCCUGUCCCGAAUAUUGCUGUAGUGCGAGGAAGUAGUAGUACAACUGUGGCUAGCGUUUCGCCGCAAUCCUGCAUUUCUGCUGAUGGCAGAUGGUUGUCACCGGUGAUUGUCAGCGUUCUACUAAGGCCACAAAAGUCAAAUGGUGAUACAGGUAAGUCUCCCUGAAGUUGGGUAUGUGUCACUAUUGGUGAGACGUGUCUUCGACAAAUGGCACUCUGGGGCUGUGCCUAAGAGCAAGGGCACAGACUAGUCUCUCUACAUUCCAGGUUUCUGCAAUGGUGCUUAUGUUACCCGAUGGCUUCCCGCAAAUAUUGGCACUUGCACGCCUGUUUGUACUGUGGUUGUUUUGUUUCAUUGGUGGACAUGAGUCUGACAAUGGACGCAUUACGGUUGUUCCGUCGUGUCGCUUGUCGCGUUUAAGGCACGUCCUUACCUCUAGUAUUAUCUCUCGCAAGUAUAUCGAAACUGGGCGACAGCUGCUGUUGCAGCUCCUUUCCUGAAGCCGAAGGGUUGCAGUAUGUGUAUUUAUUGUGUUUGAUUGCAAAUUUGAAUGAAAGGACAAAGCUAGUGCUAGCUUAAUACAUUUAGAAUUUUUCAAGCAGUUUGUUGUUCUGUCAUUGACACCUGGCUGGUCCAGGCCGUAACGCUUGUUGGCACCUCUUUUGAAUGGGCACACCCAUAGCCUUCUCGUUCCGUUUGUCGUACACUCCACUAGUCUGGCAUGAUAUGAAACCUCUUCAUAGGAUGGACAUUGUUUGUUGAGUGCAUAACUGCACUUCACCGGUCCAGGUAGCACGUCCGCAUUAGAGGUGGAGUGACAGGUAAAUGUGCUCAGUCUUUCGAGUGCGUUGGUGAUGACUGUGGCGGGUUGUUUUUCCUCUCGCGUUUCAAUGUGCCUCCUUGCGGGUAGCAGUGAGCUGAGACUCUGAAGGCCUCGUGAAUGCCUCUCAUGAAGAUUACCGGUGCCCGUGGUCCUCGUCUGCUGUUAAAUGCGGAGGAUCCAAUUUUAUAUCCAAGACCCAAUAUCUCGUUGCUUCGACAGGAGCCGCAAGAGACUAUUUGAUGUUGUACCUUGCGACCGUCCCACCGCAUUUACAUAACCGAUGUUACAUUCCAAGCGUCAGUAAAAAUGCUUGUUCCACCACGAGAAACUCCAGUAACUAGUAUCUCGGAGGCCUAAAAAGCUACCUUUGUAUUUUCUGUGAGGAAUCGGUGAGAAAUCGGGCUUUUCUAAGCAACAAAUCAGUUUUGAUUUGAGCAUACUGCAGUGAAUUGUCUACCAAAAAGCAGGACAUGUUUGCCUAAAUGAAACAUUGUGUGUGUAGUGUGUGUUGGUGUAUUUGAAGCAGAUCUCACUAUAAUCCUGUUUGUGCAAAUGGGCAUAUGUCGCUUAUAAAAAUGUACUGAAGGCAGCCCCAUUGGAAUUACGUGUUUCAUCAGUGAAGCUUUCAAUUUAGGCUGAUACAAUACGCUUUGAAAAGUAGGACUUUGUAAAUGUGCAUGCUGCAUUUUCACUUUCGUGCACAGAGACAUUACAAAAAAAAAAAAAGGCCAAAUAUAUAUCACCAGAUUAACACGAGUGUAUUUCAGUCUGCAGUAGUAGAUUUCUGCAUUGCAGACAGUCACAAGCUGAACUUUUCAAUGCCUUUGCACCGUCAAGCUUCAUGGGUUACCAGAAUUGACGGUAAAAUCUUCCAGUCCUUUUUUCUCACUUCUAGCGGGUUUGAGUGAGAAUGUGUGUUUUCUGAAAGCCGAUAAUAGCCAGUAUUAGAAUGAGUCUCUAUCAAGAGCAACGCUGCAUUUCACAUUGCGGAUUAGUCGCUUCUCCAACUGGUGCUCCAUUUGCUGAACCAACCAUUUCAUCCCAUCUGUCCUCUGUCUCCUUGUGCAACUGCUUCACAUUUUUUAGACAUGCCCAUUCCAUGCAGAGCAAAAAACUUGCAGACCGUUUUGGUAAUUCUUGACAAGCUUCUUGUACAUAUAUGUUGUAGAAUUGUUCAUGUUGGUGUAAGAGUGUUUAUACCGAGACUUGCAGACUUCUGCCGCAUAUUGUCGCAUGGUCCAUGUGGUCAUGCGACGCAUUACAACAUGCCACGUAACAUGGCCAUGAGAUGCUGAUGAGGUCGCUUUUAAUGUUAGUCUUCUCAUACACACCCUCCUGCAUAACAAGUUUCAUGUUACAAAAAAAAACAAUGGUAUGGUGGGCACAGACAUUUACCAUCAUCAUCUCUGCAUAUAUCCUGCCCAUGGACAUUGUAAAUACCUCUAACAGGCUUCAUGUAUUCGCUGUAAAACGAGCCACAAAAAUAGGGGAUUAUGUAACAAAUUCAAACUUUCACCAAAGGUGUCACCUAGUGGUAGUCCUUAUAUUGUGAAAUUUCAAGGUAUUUCUUGAUUCCCGGGGAAAAUUGGACCAGUACCCUUGACAUUUUCAAUCGCAGAUGCCAACGCAGAAGAAAGAGGUUCUCAGAGAAUCCUGCUUGUAGCGCCAUCUCCCGGUAGGUGCAGCAAGCACUCAAUAAGUCACCUGCUUUUGACAGAGUACUUGCUGCACCCAUUGGGAGAUGGCUCCACAAACACGAUCCUCGGUCGGCAAAGUCACCACCUGCAGUUGAAAAUGUCAAGAAUGCUCCAGUUUUUCGCAGAUACAGAGAUGCACCUUGAAACUUUACAAGAUAAAAUACACUAUAAAAUACAUAAUUGAUUGAAAUGCGACCUCCUUGUGUGCAGGCGUCUGUCUUUCUGGCUCAUUUUACAGCGAGCCCCUUGAUUCGUCACACUCUGUACAUGCCACAACACAUUUUUACGCCCUACAGUAUUAGACCUCUUCGUACCAAAUGCACACUUUGCGCAAUGUGCCUCCACAAAGCCCGUGAAACAUUCAACAAUUGAACACUGUCUAAGCAAGCAGAUGCGGUCGGACUACUAGCCUCUGUUCAACCUUCAAAUGGUGUUGGUCGAGAACAUGUCUUGUACUAAGCUUCGGCAAAGAAUAAGUGUACGUUUUGCUGGAAGGCAAUAACUGCGAGUCUGGAGUGCACGGAAUGCGAUACAUUGUUCUGCUUGCUGGAACGUGUGCAAACCAUAUAGGCUGGCUACGGGUUACCUUUGUCAGUGCGACCGAGAAACUUUUACAUUCAAAUGUGUAAGGUGUUCCGCGUUUUAUUGCUGAAUGCUUUUUAACUUUGGUAAAGCAAUACCGCAAACGAAUGAAGCAAAUGGCCCAGACGCCAACAUGCAGUGUAAAAUAAUUUGCCCAACUCGCCAAGAUUUUGGUUUGAUGUACGCAGUGGUAAAAACUUGCAUAAGAAAGGCUGAGCUAUGCUUACGCAUUCCUCUGCAUUAGCAGUGGCUGCUCUUUGAGAGAGUGCAAGUUCUACAGACCAACACGCGUCCCCGAUGUCACGCAGCUGCGGUGGCGCUGUCGACGGCACUGCGCAUGCGCAGAAGUUUCAGUUCACUCGAAUUCGGUUUCUGCGCAUGCGCAGUGCCCACACCUGGUGUGGGCAAACGCGGGCUUGUUUGUAAACAGCGUGUUGGUCUAUAGACAGAAAACAAAGCUCAGCAUGCGUGUCGCAGUGUUUACUACCAUAAAAUACUGCGGAAGUGCCCACUUCGUUCAAGUGCCCGGUGUUGACAUUUUCUAAACUUGGAAAUCCUGCAAAUUAUAUGUUAAGCGCCUGACCUGACCGGACAGGCGCCCAUGCCUAGAUUAACCCAGUUUCCAGUAAAAGUGGGGUAGGCGCUCCCCAGGUAUUUUACGGUUGGCGCCGUCUUUGCAAAAUCUUGUGAACCACUUAGAGUGUGUGCCACCAUCUGCAAGGCACAAUUUUAGUGGACACAGAUGCCUGACAAACAGUAAAUGCUUUCUUUGUCUGCAAUCAGCCUCCGUGUUCAUUAACGAAGCCUUAACUCACUUGAAGCAAAUGCAUGUCACAUAUUCCAUUUGUAGCACUGUCUGCCACGGCACGUUUUAAUAAUGAAGCCUUAACCUUGCUGCGCUACAAGACGAGCUAUCAACACUUCGGCAAGACAGCCAUAUUGCACGAUGAAAAACAUUGUUUGUGGAACUGCACAGGGCUGCGAGUCUUUUCCCAUACAAAAUGUCUGCACACUGGUGACAAAAAUAAAUUGGAUAUUGCACUACCUAUGCAAAUGGUGCCACCUGUCAAACUUUCUGGGGUUGAGCCCUUGCAUGGACAGUCUUUUACAUAACGAGUUUGCUGAACUUGUUUCCACAAUUUGACUUUUGUAUGGCAUUUAGAGGUCACACGUGGCUACUGGCAAACUGGCCGUUUUUCAAUAAAAUAUUAAAACUGGACCACA
Ixodes scapularis (black-legged tick) is the source of this 7286-nucleotide messenger RNA. RefSeq names its product kelch-like protein 17. The coding region runs from base 466 to 2391 and encodes 641 amino acids. The record is from RefSeq and is a predicted model, not a curated record. Lineage: Eukaryota; Metazoa; Arthropoda; Arachnida; Ixodida; Ixodidae. Gene Ontology annotation, molecular function: protein binding. The transcript has 13 exons.